Messenger RNA from Vicia faba (fava bean), 618 nucleotides. NCBI's taxonomy places the organism in Eukaryota, Viridiplantae, Streptophyta, Magnoliopsida, Fabales, Fabaceae. The record is from the annotation of a GenBank genome assembly.
AUGUUUUCAUUAAUUUACGGACUUUGGCAGUACAUGUUCAGCAAGUUAGAACUUCAUGUACUCAUUUUAGGGAUUGACAAGGCUGGCAAAACGACUUUGCUUGAGAAGAUGAAGUCUGUGUACACGAAUGUAGAAGGUCUUCCUCCGGAUCGAAUUGUUCCAACUGUGGGAUUGAAUAUUGGUCGAAUUGAAGUGGCAAAUAGAAAACUUGUGUUCUGGGACCUGGGAGGCCAGCUUGGUCUUCGCUCAAUCUGGGAGAAAUAUUAUGAAGAGGCACACGCUGUAGUAUUUGUUGUAGAUGCAUCUUGUCCCUCACGAUUUGAAGAUUCAAAGUCUGCACUUGAAAAGGUGCUUCGACAUGAGGAUCUCAAAGGAGCCCCUCUAUUGAUUUUAGCAAACAAGCAAGAUCUUCCUGAAGCAGUAUCAUCUGAAGAACUUGCCCGGUAUCUAGAUUUGAAGAAGCUGGACGAAAGAGUUUACAUGUUUGAAGCUGUGUCAGCAUAUGAUGGGCUGGGGAUCAGGGAAAGUGCAGAAUGGCUAGUGGAAGUGAUGGAGAGAAGCAAAAGGACUGAAAUGUUGAGAUUGCGGGCAGGUGCAUUAGGUCCAGGUUCUGCCUAG